Molecule: messenger RNA, 1157 nt
Organism: Nezara viridula (southern green stink bug)
Lineage: Eukaryota; Metazoa; Arthropoda; Insecta; Hemiptera; Pentatomidae
Source: the annotation of a GenBank genome assembly
UUUUUUCUUUUCAAUUUUAUUGAUUAAUCUUUUUUGUAAGUUAAUUUUAUUAAAUGUUGUAUCUAUAUCUUCCUGGACAGUGUGGUAGACAUAUUGCUUCCUCUUCGUCCUCAACUGUCAAUGUGCCAGGUUUGGAUUUGAAACGAAAAUGCCUCAUUUACCGAUUUCGAAAAAAAAGAAGUUUGUUGCUGAUGGUGUGUUUAAAGCUGAGUUAAAUGAAUUUCUCAUGCGGGAACUUGCUGAAGAGGGCUAUUCAGGAGUUGAAAUAAGAGUUACUCCUAGUCGAACUGAAAUUAUAAUAAUGGCAACAAGAACUCAGAGUGUUCUUGGAGAGAAGGGUAGAAGAAUUAGAGAAUUGACUGCUGUAGUUCAAAAGAGGUUUAAUGUCCCGCCUCAGACUUUAGAAUUGUAUGCUGAAAAAGUUGCAGUGAGAGGUCUCUGUGCUAUUGCGCAAGCCGAAUCUUUGAGAUAUAAACUCAUCGGAGGUCUUGCUGUUCGAAGGGCCUGCUAUGGUAUACUUCGUUUUAUCAUGGAAAAUGGAGCUAAGGGUUGUGAAGUGGUUGUAUCAGGCAAAUUGCGGGGGCAGCGGGCAAAAUCUAUGAAAUUUGUAGACGGCCUUAUGAUUCAUAGUGGUGAGCCAACUAGAGAAUACGUAGACUCUGCGACAAGACAUGUUCUGCUACGUCAAGGAGUUCUUGGCAUUAAGGUGAAGAUAAUGUUACCUUGGGAUCCAUCUGGCAAGAAUGGUCCAAAAAAUCCUUUGCCAGACCACGUCGGAAUUUUGACUCCGAAAGAAGAAGAAAAGCCACCUACGUACCCUAUGUCCUUUGUACGAUCUGAUUUAGCACAUUAAUUCUUAUUUGAUAAUUUUACAUAUUUUUACUCUUUCCAUAAUUUUUGGUGCGCUAAUAAUAUUAAAGGCGGCCUUAUGUUGUGUUACAAGUAUUAUGUUUUAUUAAUAAACAAUACUGAUUUAAUAUUUUAAUGCUCUUUAUAAUGUGAUAUCACAUUAGUUAAUUAUUAUCAAAUGUUAAUUAUUAUUUAAAAAAGUGUGAUUAUAAUCAUGUAAAAGUUUAAUAAUUUUUUUAUUUCUAUAUUUGUUCCAUGUCUGUUUUGUAGAGCUGAUGAUACCUGUUGUAAUAAAAAAUAACUUUUUA